Messenger RNA from Panicum virgatum (switchgrass), 439 nucleotides. RefSeq lists its product as uncharacterized. The transcript has a single exon. Bases 80 to 439 code for a protein of 119 amino acids. The record is from RefSeq and is a predicted model, not a curated record. NCBI's taxonomy places the organism in Eukaryota, Viridiplantae, Streptophyta, Magnoliopsida, Poales, Poaceae.
CAUUGCCCAAGGUCUGGACAAGGUCGAACACUCGAACCACUUCUUGCACACAAACGCACACACCAGUAGAGAUAUCAAGAUGGAAUUCACGGCUGUGCUAAUCAAGAUUGUGGGCUUGAUCUCGGAGGCCUGCCGCACCGUGGAGAAGCUGCCGGCGGCGCUGAUCACGAGCGGCAUCGUUCAAGCUGCAGCGGCGCUCGCGCUCGCCGUCUUCAAGUCUCCGUCAGGUAUUUUCGUUGGUCAUGGAAGGGCGCCCUUGUACCUGUACUACGGCAUCCUCAUCGCCGUCAUAAUCUUUGGAUUCGUCGAGGCUUCUGCGGGCUUCUACGUGUCAGGCGACGUGACUCGGAGGCGCGCCGUCCCGACGGCGAUCCUUUGGGUCUCCAUUUUGCCCAUUGUCCUUGUGGCUGGGCUUGGAGGCUCUGUCAUCUUGAAAUAG